This is a messenger RNA of Pygocentrus nattereri (red-bellied piranha), 2235 nucleotides long. Its product is annotated as sodium- and chloride-dependent GABA transporter 2-like. Gene Ontology annotation, cellular component: membrane. The record is from RefSeq and is a predicted model, not a curated record. The transcript is spliced from 15 exons. The coding region runs from base 21 to 1817 and encodes 598 amino acids. NCBI's taxonomy places the organism in Eukaryota, Metazoa, Chordata, Actinopteri, Characiformes, Serrasalmidae. Gene Ontology annotation, biological process: sodium ion transmembrane transport.
AAGAAGCAUUGCAUGAAGAGAUGGCGAGGACAAUUGAAGAGAGAGGUCACUGGAAAAGUAAAAGAGAGUUCCUGCUGGCUGUGGCUGGGAAUGUGGUGGGCAUGGGCAACGUGUGGAGGUUCCCCUACCUGUGCUACAGGAAUGGUGGAGGGGUGUUUCUGGUGCCCUACCUGGUGUUUGUGGUGACAUGUGGAAUACCCCUUUUCCUUCUGGAGACAGCUAUGGGACAGUACACACAGGAGGGGGGCAUCACAUCCUGGCGUCGCAUCUGCCCAUUAGCAGAAGGUAUUGGCUGUGCAGGCCAGUUGAUCCAACUUUACAGCAUGUGUUACAUGCUGAUCUUGGCCUGGGCACUGUUCUACCUGGUGUUCUCCUUCAGCACUCAGCUGCCCUGGGCAAGCUGUAACAACACUUGGAACACAGAUUACUGUGAUCUUGUUGGACGGAACCUGACACUUAACUGGACACAGCAAACCAACUCCACUUCAGCUGCUACGGAGUUCUGGGAGCGCAGAAUCCUUUCUAUCUCUAGGGGCAUUGAAGAGGUGGGAAAGGUGAACUGGGAGAUUCUUCUCUGUCUUGCUGCCGUCUGGAUCAUUUGCUAUUUUUGCAUAUGGAAAGGGGUGAAGUCCACUGGCAAGGUGGUGUACUUCACAGCCACGUUCCCCUACGUGAUGCUGGUGGUGUUGCUGAUUCGAGGGAUGACUCUACCUGGAGCUCUGCAGGGAGUAGUGUUCUACCUUUAUCCUGACCCUGAGCGACUGCUGGAUCCACAGGUGUGGAUGGAGGCAGCUGCUCAGGUCUUCUUCUCUUACAGUGUAUGUGUGGGCGUACUGAAUGUGUUGGGCAGCUACAACACAUACAACAACAACUGCUACAGGGACUGCUUCAUGCUGUGUCUGCUGAAUAGCUGUACCAGCCUGGUGGCCGGCUUUGCCGUGUUCUCAGUUUUAGGCUUCAUGUCUCAUGAACAUGGAAGACCUAUAGAGGAGGUGGCAGAAUCAGGACCUGGUCUAGCUUUCAUAGCUUAUCCACAGGCAGUGGCUAUGAUACCUCUGCCUCAGCUUUGGGCCGUAUGCUUCUUCUUUAUGGUCAUCCUCCUGUGCGUGGACACACAGUUUGUCGCAAUCGAAGGGAUCGUUACUUCAGUGACAGACGUGUUCCCUCGUGUGCUGCGUGGGGCUGGACGCAGAGAACGCUUCCUCCUUCUCUUCUGCCUCUUCUGCUUCUUCAGCCAACUCAUCUUAGCCACACAGGGAGGAAUGUACUGGUUUCAGCUGUUGGACUACUAUGCCUGUAAUGGAUCGUGUGUCCUGUUCCUGGCAAUGUUCGAGUCUCUGGCCAUUGGCUGGAUCUUCGGUGCUGACCGACUGUGUGAUGCCAUUGAAGAUAUGACAGGGUUUUACCCGAACUUCAUCUUUAGGCUCUGUUGGAAAUACCUCACACCUUCCAUAUCCCUGGUCAUGUUCAUUUAUUCAUUGGCGAAUUUCGAACUUCUGACGUUCAACCGUUGGUACGUGUAUCCAGACUGGGCGUAUGGGCUGGGCUGGCUGAUGGCUCUCUCUUCCAUCUUGAUAGUACCUGGCUUGGCAGUGGCCCGCCUGUGGACAGCAAAAGGGAACCUCAAAGAGCGCUGGCUUCACCUUUGCAGCCCUGACACGAACCUCCGUCAGACACGAAAACAGAGAGCCAAGACACAAGAAGUGACCUCAUCUGUGGAGAUGGAAAACUUGGUCAACACUGACACACAGAAAUCUAACGAAUUUCCCAUAACACACAAACAGCUGGAAUCCAAUAUGGGGGACCUCCUUGAAUGACAUUACCUCUGAUCUCUCAUCAAAAGGACGUAUACUCUUCAUCCUGACCUCUUUGUUUAUGACCAGUUGCUUGUAUGCUACAGUAUGCUGUGGAUUGUUAUACAGCAACAAAUUAAUUAACAACAAAUUAAUAAGAACUAAGCAGGGUGAUCUUUACUAACCGUCUUCCCUCAUAAAAAUAAAUUCCAGCAUAUUGUGUGUCGAACUUGGACAGUUUGGAAAUUUUUAAACAUGUGUAUGGAUUGUACCCAAUAACCUCCUCAUUACGAAUGUCCAGUGUACUGAAUAUUUUUCCCAAAUAUUGUAGCUCUAUAGAAGCAGGUAUGUUAUUACACUCAAUCUUAUGUGUUUACAGACCUCAGUCUUUGUAUUGGUGGAUUAUUUACUAGAAUGUUUACUUUUUUAUCUUAUCAUAAAC